UUAACAAUAAUUAUCUCCGAAGUUUGUAAAUUUGUAUUUACCAUUUAGUAUUUUGUAAUUGUAAUCAACUCAAGCUGAACUUAUUGAUGAAUUAUUUCUUAUUCGAACAAUUUUGAUACUAUUUUUAUUUAUACAUUUAAAUAAAUGUAUUUAAAAGUCUUGUGUUUUCAGUUAUUUUCUUUUUUACUGUUAUAAAGCUAAGUAUUAUCAAAAUAUGAUUGAAUGUGUUCAUGAAAGAAAGAACAACAUGUUUGGCUCUAGCAGUAAACUAGAUGUUGAUUCUGCUGGUAAUUUGGCACACAGUGCUAGUGUUUGUAGUGACAUUUCAAAUCGUACCAAAAUGGAUAUUGUAUGCAUCAUAGACGUUGUCCAGUCUAGUAAUUUGGCUCACCGUAAAAGAGCUUUAGAGGAAGUUAAACAAGCAGCUAUGAUUGUUAAUGCCAACUUAUUUAUUGUUUCGUUUGAGAAAUUAGAUUUUGGAGAAACUGCGGAGUUGGAUACAUUUUAUAAUGCAGAUGUAGCUAUAGUUGAUUUGUCAAUACAACUUCAACAAAGCUCAUUGUUUUAUCAUUUGGGUUUACGUGAGAGUUUUGGAAUGAAACAAAACAUCAUGUUGUAUAAUGAUCUAGAUACUGAAGUUACAUUACGACUGAAGUUGUCGUGUGGUUCAUAUACAUUUCUUUCAUAUAAAUUAGCAGAUUGUGGAACUUGUCUCACUACCAAUACUUCAUUUCAGGACGAAAGUGGUGGAUCUGCUUUUGAACCUAGGGUACCAGUUACAGUAAAAUUAAGAAAGUUGUUAAAAGAUGUUGAAAUUCAGACUAAAGUUCAUAUUAAAGAGAAAUUUUUAUCAGAUUUAAGAAAAGCUAGGGAAAAUUACUCAGGUGAAGAAUUACGUAAAAAGUUGCUUAUUAUGAGGAAACGACUAGAUGAUCCACAUGUGCUUUCUGGUGAUGUAGUUCAUACCAUGUUGAUAUCAUUUAGGGAUGUACAGGACUAUGAUGCAAUGGUUCAACUUGUUGAAGAUAUACAAACUAUUCCAAACAAGAAAAAUUAUGUACAAACACCAGCAUUGCGAUAUUUAUAUCCUUUUGCUUUAAAUAGACGUAACAAACCUGGAGAUCGUGAAAAAGCAUUGCAAGUAAUUGAACUAGCAUUGAAAAAGAAAGAAAAUCAAAUACCUGAUAUGGUUUGUUUAUGUGGUCGUAUUUAUAAAGAUAAAUUUGUUGAGUCAUCAUUUGAAGACAAAGCUGCUCUUGAACAUGCUAUACAUUGGUAUCGUAAAGGAUUUGAAGUACAACCAAAUGAAUAUGCUGGAAUUAAUUUAGCCACAUUAUUACUUGUUGCUGGAAAUGAAUUUUCCAAGUCUGAUGAACUUCAACACAUUGGAAUGGUUUUAAACAAUUUGAUUGGAAAAAAAGGAAGUUUAUCAUCUCUCAAUGAAUACUGGGCUGUAGCAACAUUUUUUGAAAUUAGUGUAUUAGCAGAAGACUAUGGUAAAGCAAUUCAAGCAGCUGAAUGUAUGUUUAAAUUAAAACCUUCAAUUUGGUACUUAAAGUCAACAGUAGGAAAUAUAGAACUAAUUGAUAAGUUUAGGAAAAAAAGUGAAGAAAAUGAAUAUACACUCGAAAAAGAUAUCUUUAAGUUUUGGAUGGAAUAUUUUGUAGAGGCCACAAAAACAGAAAUUGACGAUACCAUUCGUUUUCCUAUUUUAGUUUUAGAACAGUUAAAAGUAUAUAUGCCUAGUUAUGUUGUGGUGAACCUUGGUGCUGAAGAAAAAUCUAUCUUCCUAUGCAAUCAGUGUAUAAAAUGUACUAGAAAUACUUGUAAACAAGUGCAUAAGUGGUUGUUCGUUGCUAGUAUGAUAAGGAGUGUUAGUUUAUGCAAGAUAGAUGAUAGGUGUUUAUUUUUAUAUGUUCAUGCAAACUCUGAUGAUUUUCAAAUGUAUUUUCCAUCUUCUCAAUAUCGUCAAAAGUUUUAUGAUCUCGUUAAAAAAAUGACAGAGGGCGAAGAGGGAAUGAUGAAUAACUUAGAUGAAGAUUCAGCUGAAGAACAAAUCAAUUUUGAAUAUGAGCUGAAUGAUUCACAGACAAAAAAAAUUCUUGGUAAAGGAACAUAUGGUAUCGUAUAUGCAGCUCUUGAUCUCAACACACAAGUGCGAAUUGCAGUUAAGGAAAUACCGGAAAGAAAUAUAGGUUAUGUUCAACCACUGCAUGAAGAAAUAAAACUUCAUUCCCAACUGUAUCAUCGAAAUAUUGUCCGGUAUUUAGGGUCAAUAUCUGAAGAUGGUUUUUUUAAGAUAAUUAUGGAACAAGUUCCUGGAGGAAGUCUUUCUGCUUUGCUACGUUCCAAAUGGGGACCAUUAAAAGGAAACGAGCCUACUAUUUCAUUUUAUACUAAACAGAUUCUUGAAGGAUUGAAAUAUUUACAUGAUCAAAAAAUUGUACACCGUGAUAUUAAAGGUGAUAAUGUCCUGGUUAAUACGUAUAGUGGUGUAGUAAAAAUAUCUGAUUUUGGAACCUCUAAACGCCUUGCUGGAUUGUGUCCUAGUACUGGAACUUUCACUGGCACAUUGCAGUAUAUGGCUCCGGAAGUAAUAGACAAAGGACAAAGAGAAUAUGGCGCUCCAGCUGACAUAUGGUCAUUAGGGUGUACAGUUGUAGAAAUGGCAACUGGUGAACCUCCAUUUACAGAACUUGGAUCAGCAGUAGCAGCUGUAUUUAAAGUUGGUUUUUAUAAAACACAUCCAGAAAUACCGGUUGAACUCAGUGACCGAGCUAGCAAUUUUAUACUUAGGUGUUUUACUGUUGAUCCAGAUAAGCGAGCUACAGCUACUGAUUUAUUAGAAGAUUUAUUUAUGAAUGAGAAAAAGAAAACAUCUAAAGCAUUAAUAGCUCCUCUUGAGUUUAAUCGCAGUGUAUCGGUACCAGUAGAAAAAGGGAUAAAAACUAAUCCAGCUUCAAGUAAUCAAGAAAAUAUCAACAAAAAUCCUAGUAAACAACGUGUAUUUAAAGAAGACAGUCUCGACGGUCAACGGUAUAACAGGCGACAGUCUUCGGGUGCGUUGGCGUCGCCUGAAAUCGACAUGAUGGGCACGGCGGGUAGCACAGCAGAGGCGGAACACGAUGGGUUCUACAGGCUGAAAAAAGACUCGCAGCGGAGGACCACGCUGGCCCGGGUGUUGGUCCAAGACCAGGCCACGUUGGGCAAGGUGUGGCUUCAGUUCAUACGUCGGGAGUUUGGGCAGCCCAAGCUGACCAGUGAGCACCUGGAGGUGUUGAUGAAAGGUCUCCGGGAUUACAUCACGGACCAAAAUAGGGACGUCGUUGAGCGGACCAUAUACAGCCUCAAGGAGCAGUUGAACUUUGACGCGGUCGCCGUACACCAGCUGCACAUAUCAUUGUGCUUGUUUAAGGAUGCGGCCAAGUCUGUGUUGCGGUUACACAAUAUUAAACCCCAUUGGAUGUUUACGCUCGACACGUUGGUGAGCAGUGCCGUGAAUGCCGUCAUUGCUGUCCUUAAGCCCGAGUUCGAAGACAACCUCACGGCAAAAGAUACCAAGCUAGACGGUAGCGACUUUUCCGCCAUCACGGAUGACACGAAGACCAGCUCGCCGUCGUUCAGUUCGUCAAUAAAAUCUCACAAGACCGACGACAGCUGUUACCUGGACGGUCCGUCGAUGAAGAGUAGGCGUGCGAUUAUGUUUCAGGCCGAAAACCACAGAUUUCUAGAAGAAGUGUUGGAGAGUCAAAACAGUUUGCUGAAAAAAAUGGUGGAAGAUCAAAAGGACCUGAUGUCCAUGUUGAAAUGGACUGCUGAACAGAACGCUGCCAUUCGUGGCGAUUACUGUUGUAGCUCAUGUCGAAAUUGCUCAAGAGAGUUCAGAGAUUUCGAUUACGAAAACAGUGCAGAUGGCUGUUUCAAAGAUCUGAUCAAAUGGCUUCGUGAUAUCGGUAUUGACGAACACUCUAUAAAAAUAUUGGUCAAUGAACAGUUUCUGUUGGACCAAAUACAAUUUGACGUCACAAGAGAAGAUUUAAGAGAUCUUGGGUUGAAACGGGGUGUUGAGUUGAGGCUGUGGAAAGAAAUUGAGCGGCACAGAGAAAACAACUUAAUGUCAUCUGGUGGGACACUGCCGUCUGUCACAUCACAGCCUCUUACACCGUCAUCUAUUAACAAUAAUAAUUAUACCUGUGAUACACUGCAACAACUGCAGUCAAGUCGCCGUAUGAGCAAUCACAUUAAUAAUAACUAUGUGUAGCAGUAAUAAUAACAGUACUGUGUUCCAUG
Molecule: messenger RNA, 4290 nt
Organism: Myzus persicae (green peach aphid)
Lineage: Eukaryota; Metazoa; Arthropoda; Insecta; Hemiptera; Aphididae
Gene: Ask1
Product: mitogen-activated protein kinase kinase kinase 15
Exons: 22
Coding region: 215-4261 (1348 amino acids)
Biological process (GO): MAPK cascade; protein phosphorylation
Molecular function (GO): ATP binding; protein kinase activity
Source: RefSeq, a predicted model, not a curated record